Messenger RNA from Lottia gigantea (owl limpet), 2784 nucleotides. RefSeq lists its product as hypothetical. The transcript has 6 exons. Bases 1 to 2784 code for a protein of 927 amino acids. The record is from RefSeq and is a predicted model, not a curated record. Lineage: Eukaryota; Metazoa; Mollusca; Gastropoda; Lottiidae.
AUGGCGCAUGCCUACUUAAAGGUGCACGGGGAUAUUUGUUUUCUGGACAUCCAAUAUACAAGUUUAACCGACAUGUUACUUAAGAAGGGAAAAUUGAAUACAUUACAAUGCUUUAUGGAUGAUGUACAAUGGGCUUUAGAUGAAGGCCUCAAACAUAAACACGCCACUGACGCAGAAGUCACUGAUCGUAGUGAAGUACUGAUAACUACAGAUGUCACUGAUAAUGAUGUCAGUAAUAACGUUGAGGUACUAAGAACUGCAAAUGCCACUGAUAAUGGUGUACUGAAAACUAUAGAUGAGACCGACUUUGGUGUACUGAAAACUGCAGAUGUCACUAAUAAUUGCGAGGUAUACAUAAAUACCGAUUUCACUGAUAAUGGUCAAUUACUGACAACUAAAGAUGUCACUGAUAAUGUUAAAGUACUGAGAAAUGCAGACGUCACUGAUAAUGGUGCACUGAAAACUAAAGAUGUCUCUAAUAAUGGUAAAGUACUGAUAAAUACAGAUGUCAGUGAUAAUGGUGAAUUACUGAAAACUAUAUAUGUUACUGAUAAUGGUGCACUGAAAACUAAAGAUGUCUCUAAUAAUGGUAAAGUACUUAUAAAUACAGAUGUCACUGGUAAUGGCGAGGUACUGAUAAAUACAGAUGUCACUGAUAAUGGUGCACUGAAAACUAAAGAUGUCUCUAAUAAUGGUAAAGUACUGAUAAAUACAGAUGUCACUGAUAAUGGUGAAUUACUGAAAACUAUAUAUGUUACUGAUAAUGGUGCACUGAAAACUAAAGAUGUCUCUAAUAAUGGUAAAGUACUUAUAAAUACAGAUGUCACUGGUAAUGGCGAGGUACUGAUAAAUACAGAUGUCACUGAUAAUGGUGCACUGAAAACUAAAGAUGUCCCUAAUAAUGGUAAAGUACUGAUAAAUACAGAUGUCAAUGAUAAUGGUCAAUUACUGAAAACUAUAUAUGUCACUGAUAAUGGUGCACUGAAAACUAAAGAUGUCUCUAAUAAUGGUAAAGUACUGAUAAAUACAGAUGUCAAUGAUAAUGGUCAAUUACUGAAAACUACAUAUGUCCCUGAUAAUGGUGAAUUGAAAACUACAGAUGUCAAUGAUAAUGAAAUCAAUGAUAAUGGUCAAUUACUGAAAACUAUAUAUGUCGCUGAUAAUGGCGUAUUGAAAACUACAGAUGUCACUGAUAAUUCUGCACUGAAAACUACAGAUGUCAGUGAUAAUUAUGAGGUACAGAAAAAUACAGAUGUUAUUGAUAAUUGUCAAUUACUGAGAACUGCAUAUGUCCCUGAUAAUUCAGCACUGAAAACUACUGAUAUCAAUGAUAAUGAUGAGUGGAAAUAUAAGGAUAAAGCACUUUCUGAUAUUGUGUACGAAAUAAAAGAUAACGAUGAUCUGAUGAUUACAAAUGAGAUAUGCACACAUUUGAAUACAGAGAUGAAUGACAUAUCUGAAAGGAAUGAAACCCUUAAUGAUAUUUUGGGAAUUGAUGAAAUAAUUAGUGCUAGUGAAUAUGAAGAGGAUGACGAAGAUGAUGAUGAUAGAAAUUAUCUUUCAAAGAUGUUAGAGAAUUGGACUAAAUUUGAAGAUAAGAUAAGUGAAAGUAAUGCGAAAGAAGAUGAAGGACUUACUGUUAAUGUAUCAUUGGUUAAUAGAGGAACUCAAGAGGCAGAAGGUGAAAAGGUGUUGGAUUCUGACUGGGAUAAAGAGGAAGAAAUUAUUGAUGUUGUAACUGAUGGAUCUGAAUUCCUGAGAGACAAUAAAAAUCCAAAUAUCUACAUAAGACGGGUCUUAAAAUCAAAAGUAAAGAACAGAGUAUACAAUUCAGUCCAUUGUUGUCUAUUUUUCCAAAAACUUAUUCAACAUUUUAGGCCACAUUUGAAAGCAAAACAUUGUCAUAUCAAGAAAGUAGACAAUGCCUUUUCUGUCCAUGCAGCUGGAAAUGAAAAACCCUUGGAACUUUUGAGAGCUCAAGGAGAUGAUCUGAACAAUAGGAGAGUAAUAGAAAAUGGGUCAGGCGAAUUGCUGUUAUUUAGACGACCUUCAAAAAACUUAGACGCUUCUGAAUAUGGACCAUGUCCAAAUUGUUACGAAUGGAUAUCUAAGAACAAUAUUAAACGGCACCAGAUUAAGUGCAUGGGUAUAGACAAUGCACUUGGAAUACAAUCAAAGAGAAACCUACUCUUGCAAUCUGACAUCGCUUGUGGACGUUUCAAGUCAAAUGCAUCUGAAUUCCUAUGGAAAGAAGUUUUUUCAAUAAUGACAGUUGAUCUUAUAUCUGAAAUUGCACAAAAUGAUGUUUUGAUUGUGGCACUCGGUGAAUGUUGGUUAAGACAAAACAUUGAUAACGCACUGAAGAGGGCACAUUAUUCCUCCCAAAGAAUGCGGUUAGCUGCCCGGUUGUUGGUGGAGCUAAGAAAAUUGGUCGCAGAUACUGGUAAUGAAAAACACAUAUCUAUGUGGGAUUUUAUAAAACCAGAAUUUUUCCAUAUCAUGGCCCAAGCUGCAUUAGAAGUUGCUAUACCACUGAUUGAUGAUGAAGAUGAAUUAAAAUCUCCAUCAAAUUGCUUGAAACUGAAAUAUGACAUUCUGAGAUUGACAAAUUUUAAGUGGAGCUUUGUUGUUAAAGAACAAAACGAUAAGGAAAGAAAAGACUGUAAAACGUUUUUACAUCUGAUGUCACUUGAAUUCAAAGCAAGUCACCAAAUUGGCGUACACAGUUCUAAUGAAGAGACAAUUUACGAAAAGCAAAGAUAUUCCAGCACCGUCAAAUAUUGA